This is a messenger RNA of Rangifer tarandus platyrhynchus (Svalbard reindeer), 927 nucleotides long. NCBI's taxonomy places the organism in Eukaryota, Metazoa, Chordata, Mammalia, Artiodactyla, Cervidae. The record is from the annotation of a GenBank genome assembly.
AUGGCUCCAGGAAAUGGCUCUUCCGUGACUCAGUUCAUUUUGUUGGGAGUAACAGACCAACCAGAUCUCCAGCUCCCACUCUUCUUCCUCUUUCUAGUAAUGUAUAUGGUCACUGUGAUGGGAAAUUUGGGCUUGUUAAUCCUUAUUGGGCUGAGUUCAAACCUACACACGCCCAUGUACUUUUUCCUCUUUAACUUGUCCUUCAUAGAUCUCUGUUAUUCUUCUGUGUUUACACCCAAAAUGCUGAUUAACUUCAUAUCAAAGAAGUUUAUAUCUUACAUGGGGUGCAUGACCCAGCUCUAUUUUCUCAUUUUUUUUGUGAUUUCUGAAAUCUAUGUGCUAACAUCAAUGGCCUAUGACCGCUAUGUGGCCAUCUGUAACCCACUUUUGUAUAAUGUUAUCAUGUCCCCUAAAGUGUGCUCCAGCCUUAUGCUUGGUUCAUACUUCAUGGCAUUUGCCAGUGCCAUGGUUCUCACCGAAUGCAUGCUGAGACUGACCUUCUGUGAGGCAAACACCAUCAACCAUUAUAUGUGUGAUAUCAUGCCUCUGCUCAAGCUCUCCUGCAUGAGCACCUAUGUCAAUGAGAUGGUAGAUUCCAUUAUAGCAGGGUUCAAUAUCAUUGUGCCCAGUAUCACCAUCUUUGUCUCUUAUGUUUUCAUCCUCUCCAACAUCCUUCAAAUCAGCUUCAAAAAGGGCAGAUCCAAAGCCUUUGGCACCUGCAGUUCCCACAUCAUUGCUGUUUCUCUCUUCUUUGGAUCAAUUUCAUUUGUGUAUCUCAAACCAUCUUCUGCUGUGUCUAUGGAUGAAGGAAAAAUCUCUUCUGUUUUUUACACCAAUACGGUUCCUUUGCUGAACCCCUUAAUCUACAGUUUGAGGAACAAAGAUGUUAAACUUGCUCUGAGAAAAACCCUGCCUAGAUGGUUUUGA